AUGCCUCCUCGGCGUGAAGGUCAACGAGCAAUCGAAGCUCAAAUGGCUCGAAUGUUAGAGACGGCGAUGCCCGCAAUCCAAGAAGAAAUCAACAACGAGGUGGAACGCUAUCAAGCUGCUAUCCAAGCGUGGAACGAGCAACACGACCGGGUACCGCGUACUCGGAUGUAUAUCCACCGAGACCGUGAACAAGCUGGUUUGCGGCUUUUCAUGGAUUAUUUCUCUGCAGAUCCUCGAUGGAGUGAUCAGAUGUUCCGUCGCCGGUUCCGGAUGCGGAGGCAUGUGUUCCUGCGCAUUGUCAACGCAGUUGUGGCUCGUGACGCGUACUUUAUGCAAACCUUCGAUGCUGUCGGGCGGCAAAGUAUAUCGACUUUGCAGAAAUGCACAUCCGCCCUCCGCCAACUCGCUUACGGAACAACUGCAGAUAUGUUUGAUGAGUACCUCCAUGUGAGCGAGCAUACUGGACGCGCUUGCCUAGCCAAAUUCUGUCGGGCAGUGAUCGAAGCAUUCAAGGACACAUACUUGAGAAAGCCAACGUCCGACGAUGUUCGCAGAUUGGUGCGAAUGCACGAGGAGACCCACGGCUUCCCGGGGAUGCUGGGCAACAUCGACUACGGGAUCUACCCUAGAUGGCCCGUGUUCGUGAAGACCAUCACAUCUCCGACUACGGAUAGGAGGAAGUUGUUUGCCAAAAAGCAAGAGGCGGCUCGGAAAGAUGUGGAGCGCGCAUUUGGAGUUCUCCAAUCACGUUGGGCUAUAGUGAAGGGAGCGGCCCGUGGUUGA
Molecule: messenger RNA, 783 nt
Organism: Salvia hispanica
Lineage: Eukaryota; Viridiplantae; Streptophyta; Magnoliopsida; Lamiales; Lamiaceae
Source: RefSeq, a predicted model, not a curated record